UUGCGCGGGACAAUCGGUCCACCUUAAAGCCGCCGCCGUUCCGCGGACGAGCGCGAUUUUCCGGGGAGUGGGCCAGCGAGCAGCGGGCGAAAGUGCCGGUAUAUAUGCCGCUGAUUGGCGCGAUGCAACUUCAGUGUGCACUCCCGAAGGCUACCAUGAGCACUUCGCAGAUCCUCGUGCUCCUCGCCCUCGUGGCGACGGUGGCACUCGCCACCGAGACGACCAAGUCCGACGGCAAAGCGGCCGUAGACUCAAAGGACGCCAAGAGCAAGCGCGGCCUGGAACUGAGUUUGGGCCAUGGUGGUUUCGGCGGCGGCGGCGGCGGCGGCGGCUUUGGCGGACAUGAUUUCGGCGGCUUCGGCGGAGGAUUUGGCGGCGGUUUCGGCGGUGGCGGCGGUGGCGGCGGCGGCGGCGGCGGCGGCGGCGGUGACGAAGGACGGAUCUCCGGCAUCACGAUCCACAGGGAGGUCUCGGUGCCGGUCCCGGUGCCUUACACCGUCGAGAGGAACGUGCCGGUACCGGUACCGGUCCAUGUGAAGGUCCCGGUGGACCACCCGGUGCCGGUUCACGUACCAAAGCCUUACCCCGUUCCGGUGGAGAAGACCGUAGCGGUCCCCGUGGAGAAACCGGUCCCGGUGCCCUUCAAGGUGCCCGUCAAGGUGCCCGUGAAGGUGCCCGUACCCUAUAGCGUACCUGUUAAAGUACCUUACCCCGUGCAGAAAGAGAUCCCAUACCCAGUCAAGGUCCCGGUGAUCGUUAAAGAGUCAUACCCUGUGCUGGUGCACGGAGGUGGUGACGGUGGCGGCGGCGGCGGUGGUUUCGGACAUGGUGGCGGCGGCGGCGGUGGUUUCGGACAUGGUGGCGGCGGCGGCGGCGGCGGUUUCGGACACGGCUUCGGCGGCGGCGGCGGCGGCGGAUUCGGAGGCGGUCACGAGAUCAGCUUUGACCUGCAUCAUUGACGAGAGCCCGGCGGUGAUCGACAUAUUAACGAUACUCUUGUAUAUAAUGAUUACGUUGCCCUUUUUUACCUGUGCUGUCUUAGCAGAAUAAAUAUUAAAUUAUUAA
Messenger RNA from Harpegnathos saltator (Jerdon's jumping ant), 1065 nucleotides. RefSeq names its product cuticular protein. Lineage: Eukaryota; Metazoa; Arthropoda; Insecta; Hymenoptera; Formicidae. The record is from RefSeq and is a predicted model, not a curated record. The transcript is spliced from 2 exons. The coding region runs from base 105 to 959 and encodes 284 amino acids.